Brassica napus (rape) is the source of this 1177-nucleotide messenger RNA. RefSeq names its product methyl-CpG-binding domain-containing protein 11-like. Bases 159 to 602 code for a protein of 147 amino acids. The record is from RefSeq and is a predicted model, not a curated record. Gene Ontology annotation, molecular function: DNA binding. Lineage: Eukaryota; Viridiplantae; Streptophyta; Magnoliopsida; Brassicales; Brassicaceae. The transcript has 2 exons.
AAUUCGACAAGAGUAGCUUUGUGAAAUUGUUAAAUCUUUUUUUUGGUGGCAGGUUUUUCUGAAUUUUCUUUUGCCUCUGUUUUUAAGGGAUUGCAACAACAACAAAAAAUGGGUACAGACGAUGAAAUUGUAUCUGUGGAGCUACCAGCACCUUCUUCAUGGAAGAAAUUGUUUUCCCCAACAAAGUGAAGAAAACAGAGAUUGUGUUUGUUUCUCCAACGGGCGAAGAGAUCAGUAACAGAAAGCAGCUGGAGCAGUACCUCAAGUCCCACCCUGGAAUCCCUGGGAGCGCAAAGUUUGAUUGGACCACUAGUGGGACACCUAGGAGGAGAUCUGCAAGGAUCAGUGAGAAGACUAAGUCAACUCCCUCACCAGAUAAAGAGCCACCCAAGAAACGAGGUCGGACUAAAUCUUCAGGGUCAAAGAAAGAUACAGAUGAAGGUGAUAAACCAAAGGGAGGGGUGGAAAACUCUAAUGUGCAAGAAGAAGAUUCUGAAAUGACUCAUCCAAAGGAGAAGGGGAAUGUAACUGUUAAGGAUAGCUUUGGUGAAAUUGAGAAGGCAGACGACAUGGUGUCAGAGGAGAAAGACAAAAUGUCAUGAGCAGAAGCUAUUCAAUAGCCUUGCACUGCUCUGCUUCUGUAAGCUUAUCAAACUGUAAGUCAGUUGUUUCUCUAUUAAAUCUAUUGAAGUAUCUGUUUUACCUUUUCCUUUCAUGCUACUCUCUUUUUGUAUCGAAUCAAUGAUUAUCUUGAGGGUGUAUUAUGUGUAUGCAUGUUCUCUUAGGAUGUAACAGACUAUCUUGAGGAUAGUUAAUUAACUCUUCUGUAAAACUAUAGCAAUCCCUAUGCUUAUUCUACUGUUGCAGUCUUUAGUUUCCUUUUUACUUUUUUUCUCAUGGACAACCAAUGUUAUAAGAUAACCCAGAUCAAAGAUCAUCAAACUGGUUGAUCUUUAAAAGUACUUUUGAUUUUAGUCCAAUCUUUAUCCGAAAGUCAAACAAUGGUGACAAGUUUGCCUUAAAAAAAAGGAGAAAGCAAGAAGAAGACUGAAGAGCAAAAAGUAAAAACAGUUUUACUUUGAAGGUAAAGUAAGAAUCUAAUGCAAAGAAAGACCCACAACUUAUCUUGAUUCCUUCCUUUUGCAUGGUCCCCGUGACAAAAGUUUAGAAUCUUACU